ACACGUCGUGAUUUCUUCACAUAAAUUCCUUAUGAGCGUGAAAACCAAUAACACUCCGAACCCAGCGAUCCCCCUGAGGCCCCGCCCACCCGGAGCCCAGAAUGUGACCCGUUGACCGGAACUGAACCAGGACCGGCCCAACCUGGAGACUGACGAGCGCGACCAGUGGGUUGUUCAGGUUGCGGACACUUGACAGACCAUGUGGAAGAAACCCACCCUCCUGCCACCGCCGUUGCUGCUGCUGCUGCUGCUGCUGAUACACAGUGCAGAAGCUGCAGUGGCGUCUCCAUGCUGGCAGGGGGCGACCUUCUCUGAGGCGGUGGUGUCGCCGGCUGUGGAGAGCAGCGGGAUCCUGCGGAUACCCGACGUGUCCACACUGCCACAGUGUGUGGCUGCAUGCUGCGACCUGCCCGGUUACGACCUGGCCUGGCUGUUUGAGGGCCGCUGCUAUAUCCUGAGCUGCCAGCAGAGGGAGAAUUGCCAGCCCCGACAGCGACAGGGCGCCGACUCGUUUCUGGCCUUCCUGCGGCGGGCGUCCCCGCAGAAGCUACUGCUUCAGUCUCUGGUGCGAGGCAAGCCGUACGGUGGCCACUGGGGGGCGCUGUCGCGGUCGUCUGAGGCACCAGGCGACCUGGAGGAUCUGAAGGACCUCGCUCUCUUUGACGGAGCUCAGCCGGACGACUUUGACCCAGGGGUUCUGAGAUAUUCUGACAGAAGCCAGGAGCAGCAGCAGCAGCCACACAGUGGAUCAGAGGCAGACACAACGACUGAUCAGCCGUCUGUGACAGACAGAUACGCCUUCAACCAAUCAGAGGCGGGUGAUGGUCCAGGAAGGGGUGUGGCCCAGAUCCAGGCCUCAUCUGAGGGGAACAGAACGUCAACGUCAGCUGACGACAGAAGCGGGAAAACCACCGAUCGUCCGUCUGCUGAGAAAACUAGCAAAACACAGAGCAGCUUUGUUUCCACGUCACUGACACGGUCAGCCACUGACUCCGCCCCUCAGGACCAAAUAAGGACUUCAGCUCCGACACUGGCUACGCCUCCUCAGCCCAGCAGCAGCAGCAGCAGCUCGACCUCUCGUCCAGUGAUGAUGUCACUGUCAACUGCACAACCUACAGAUAAUAUGGACACUUCAGUUUCCCCUGAAGCCACAACAGAGGUGACAACGAUGAUGCUUCUGGCAGCAGCCACAACUCCACCCACCAAACCACACCCCCCAGCCCAAACUGUGACCUCUGACUUCGCCCCCGUCGCCAUCACUGUCACCUCAUCCUCCCUCAGCAGCGACGCAGCAGCUGAGGGAGCCUCACCGUCUGUUCCUGCCGCAGUGUCAGGGGGCGGGGCUUCAAACCGUGGCCCCACUGCGGUCGUGGGUCCCGAAAGGAAGUUGCUCCUCCCACUGAGUGGCGUGUUGCUUGACGGCAGAGGAAGCACCGAUGACCGCGGCGUCGUCAGCUUCCACUGGGAUGUGGUCAGCGGGCCUCUUGGAUUAAAGAUGGACGGUGUGGACCAGGCAGUAGCUACGGCAACGGGUCUUCAAGUGGGGCGCUAUACCUUUAGACUGACCGUGUCUGACCAGGAGGGGGCAACAGACAGCACCUUGCUGACUGUGCACGUGCAGGAAGCUGCGACUCGUCCUCCUGUUGCUCACGCCAGUGGCAGCCACACGCUGACGCUGCCCGACAACGCCAUUGUCCUGCAAGGCUCUGUCACUGACGGCGACCAGACCAAAGUCCUGUACCAGUGGGUUAGAGACAGCCAGAGUCCAGCUGCCGGGGACGUCCUCUACGGCUCAGACACUCAGUCCACUCUAUUCCUCGCUAACCUGGUGGAGGGAACUUACCUGUUCCAGCUGAGAGUGACCGACGCCCAGGGACGAUCCGGCAUCGCCACGGCAACGGUGGAGGUCCAGCCUGAACCCGGUGGUGGCCAGGAGGUGGAGCUAGAGAUGCUGGUGCCGGUGUCUCAGGUCAGUAUGUCUCAGAGAGACACGGUCGUCCGUCAGCUCGCUGCUCUGCUGCACGUCCUCGACACGGACGUCCACGUCCGAGCUCUGCAGGGACACUCCCACCUCAGCACCGUGUUGCGGUUCUCCGUGCGCGGCUCGCCAGCGCCCCUCUCUGGCUCCACUCUGGUUCAUCAACUGAGGAACCAGCUGCUCGGAGAGAAGAGCGACUUCCUGCUGUUCAGAGUCCUGAGGGUCGACACUGUCUUGUGUUUGCUGAGCUGCUCUGGGCGUGGUCAGUGUGAUCCCAUCACAAAGACGUGCACCUGUGACCCGUUCUGGACGGAGAAUGUGAUUCGCCGUUACCUUGGCGACGGAGAGAGCAACUGUGAGUGGAGGAUGCUGUACGUCAUCCUGACCAGUUUCCUGCUCAUGGUCUUCAUCCUGACCGUCAGCUGGACGUUCAUCUGCUGCUGCAGGAAGAAACAGACCAAGGUGAGGAAGAAAACCAAAUACACCAUCCUGGACAACAUGGACGAGCAGGAGAGGGUGGAGCUCCGGCCCAAGUUCAGUAUCAAACACCGGAGCACAGAGCACAACUCCAGCCUGAUGAUGUCAGAGUCGGAGCUGGACAGCGACCAGGACGCCAUCUUCAGCCGGGAACGACCCACCCGCAGCAAGAACCGGCUCAGCGCUCAGGCUAGUCGCAACGGAAAUGCCUUCGGAUGACGGGAUCACCGACUCAGUGACUAUGAGAGAAUCCUUCUGGGAUGUUCGCACAGUGGGAGAAAAAAAAAAAAAGAUGAGGCUUCUUAAAGAGUGAAGAACUUAAUUCUCCUGUUUCAGCGACAGUAAAAAUGAACCAGUGUCUGACCAGGAGUCAGGAGAGCAAACUCUGCAACUCUUUAAAUGACGACAAAGACAUUCUAGGAAAUAAUUAUCUCCACAGCCAGAAGAUCCACCACUCAACGACUGCAGGUCAGGUACUUGCCUUCAAAUGGUGAGAUGAGUUCAUGAAAACAUUGAAAAU
Solea solea (common sole) is the source of this 2975-nucleotide messenger RNA. RefSeq names its product KIAA0319 ortholog. NCBI's taxonomy places the organism in Eukaryota, Metazoa, Chordata, Actinopteri, Pleuronectiformes, Soleidae. The coding region runs from base 200 to 2674 and encodes 824 amino acids. The transcript is spliced from 16 exons. The record is from RefSeq and is a predicted model, not a curated record. Gene Ontology annotation, cellular component: plasma membrane; cytoplasmic vesicle.